Molecule: messenger RNA, 1008 nt
Organism: Cricetulus griseus (Chinese hamster)
Lineage: Eukaryota; Metazoa; Chordata; Mammalia; Rodentia; Cricetidae
Source: RefSeq, a predicted model, not a curated record
AUGACUGUGGGCAACUGGAGCUCCCAUAAGCCUGGCUCUCUGCCACCUCAAAGGCUAACCAGAGUGCUCAGAGCUGAUGACGGCUCCCUGAAGAGAAUUCGCUCUAACAAGAAAAUGCUGCUGUUGGUUGGAGGGUUGCCUCCCGGACCGGACCGGCUCCCCAGCAAUCUGGUUCAGUAUUAUGAUGACGAAAAGAAGACAUGGAAAAUACUCACAAUUAUGCCUUACAACAGUGCCCACCACUGCGUUGUAGAGGUAGAAAACUUCCUGUUCGUGUUGGGUGGAGAGGACCAAUGGAAUCCAAAUGGAAAACACAGCACAAAUUUUGUCAGCCGGUAUGAUCCCCGAUUUAAUAGUUGGAUCCAACUCCCACCCAUGCAGGAAAGAAGAGCCAGUUUCUAUGCAUGCCGCUUGGACAAGCAUUUAUACGUGAUUGGCGGGAGGAAUGAAACCGGCUACCUGUCCAGUGUGGAGUGUUACAACUUGGACACAAACGAGUGGCGUUAUGUGUCCUCUUUGCCUCAGCCUCUGGCAGCCCAUGCAGGAGCAGUGCACAAUGGAAAAAUAUACAUUUCAGGGGGUGUGCACAAUGGAGAAUAUGUGCCAUGGUUGUAUUGCUAUGACCGUGACAUGAACACAAAACGUGCCAUCCACACUUUGGCUGUGAUGAAUGAUCGCUUAUAUGCAAUUGGAGGAAAUCAUUUGAAAGGUUUCUCCCACCUUGAUGUCAUGCUUGUGGAGUGCUAUGACCCAAAAGGUGACCAGUGGAAUAUUCUCCAAACCCCCAUCCUGGAGGGUCGAAGUGGCCCCGGCUGUGCAGUGCUCGAUGACAGCAUUUAUCUGGUGGGGGGCUACAGCUGGAGUAUGGGUGCCUACAAGUCAUCUACAAUCUGCUAUUGUCCAGAAAAGGGAACCUGGACUGAACUCGAAGGCGAUGUGGCUGAACCCCUGGCAGGUCCAGCCUGUGCGACAGUCAUCCUACCAGCCUGUGUACCGUACAACAAAUAA